Messenger RNA from Adineta ricciae, 4308 nucleotides. NCBI's taxonomy places the organism in Eukaryota, Metazoa, Rotifera, Eurotatoria, Adinetida, Adinetidae. The record is from the annotation of a GenBank genome assembly.
AUGUCGAAUUCGUCAUUAGCUUCAUCAACAACGAAUACUUAUAGUGAAAGUAAUGGAUUAAAUGGUAAUUCAUCCACGUUGCAAUGCCGUGUACAAUAUCUUGACGAUACUGAUCCAUUUUCGAGUGUAAACCUACCGGAACCAGCUCGACCGCCGUCAUUUACAUUUCUAACAUCGACUGUUUUAAGUAAUCAACUAAGUAGCAUACAUAAAGUUCUCAAUGCACCUCAUAAAGUCGCUGAUUGUACACUUCAAUUGUGCCGUCAAGAUGGAAGUCGAACUGAACUCGGCCCUUAUCUUGAUCUUGAUCAAGCACUUGACGAACAACGUGAAGAUAUUGAAGCUUUCACAGAAGGACGCAAAUGGUCAAUUGUUCUUCGAACUCAAUUAAGCGUACGUGUUCAUGCCUGUAUAGAUAAAUUAUUAAAUUCUGAUGGACGAGAGUUGCGACGAUCAUUAUUUUCAUUGAAACAAAUCUUUCAAGAUGAUAAAGAUCUUGUACAUGAAUUUGUUAAUAAUCAAGGUUUACAAUGUCUGGUGAAAAUAGGCGGAGCAGCUGAUCAGAACUAUCAAAAUUACAUUUUACGAGCUCUUGGUCAAUUGAUGCUUUAUGUUGAUGGAAUGAACGCUGUGAUGAAUCAAAAUGAAGUCGUUCAAUGGCUUUAUUCAUUAGUUGAAUCAAGUUUUCGAUUGGUGGUUAAAACAAGUUUAAAACUUUUGAUCGUUUUCGCCGAAUACACCGAAACAAAUGCGCUACUGAUCUUAUCAGCUGUAACGCAUGUGGACCGAGCAGCCAAACGGUUAUUGUGGUCAAAUACGAUGAAGAUUCUGAAUGAAAUGGACAAUUCAGCAUCAGAAGUUGUUCUAUUAAUCAUUACAUUGUUUAAUACAGUGCUAUCGGCUAUACCCGACCAAGAUACAUUUUAUGACAUGACAGAUGCAUUGGAAAAGCAAGGAAUGCAACGGUGUACACAAUUUUUUCUUAAUCGCAAACCAGCAGAACCCGAUCUUGUUGAACAGUUUAAUAUAUACGAUGCUGCUCUUCGACAUGAAGAUGGUGAUGACGAGGCAAUAGUUGUUCAAUCGAUACGACGUGUACCACGCACAAAGUCAACUUUCGAACGAACAUCAUCGCGUCGGUAUUCUUCUUUUGAUUGUGAUUCCAAUGGUUACUACGACGCUUCACAAGACAGUUUAAUUAUUGACAAUCAUCGCAACGGAAAUCAUCGCGAAAAGCAUUUCAAUUCAAUCCCAAUGGUGCUCUUACAAACAGAUUAUGAUGACGAUGACGAGAUGACUGUUUCAUCGAAUGGAUGCGAUGCUGUAUCCAUACUACUCGAUGAUGAAGAUAAUAGUGAUGAAAGGAAAGCACGUGUGAAAAGUGCGACAAAUGACCGACAGAGUAUGCGACGCAGUUCACUGGGUGCACCUCCACCACCUCAAAAGAAAGAACCAGAAGCUCCAAAAGUAGCAGCUCCACCGCCAGAUAGCAGCGCUAUUCGCCGAAUGCAAAAUCGUUGGGAAGCAGAGACCCAACAACGUGAAGCCGCCGCAGCUAAAGCUCAAGUACCAAAAGCUACUGCAGCAGGACGUGCCGGUCGCGAUCGUUGGGGAGCAGCAGCAACAACUAAUGAUGCUCAGGCAGUGCCAUCCACUGACACAAACCGAUCAAGUCAACAGCAGCCACAAGUUAAACCGCCACCACCAUCAACUGGUGAUAGUCAUACUGUUCCGUCCAGCCGCUUUACGCGUCCACCAGCUCCUGUUGAUGUGACUCCUUCUCUUUCAUCGUCAUCUUCUCAGCAACAGCAGCCACCACAAAGUCCCCAUGCUAAUGAACCCAAAGUAUUUUCACGACCGCCAUUAGCACAUCAGAAAAGUUCGACUAGCAGCAGUGGCAUCGAAGCAGUAACACGACAAAUGAGUUUGUCUUCCAUGACUGGAAAUGAUGCAUCAACAAUCAAUGCUCAGCCAACGGUUGCAGUCAAAGACACCAAAGUAACACCAUCAUCAGAACUUAUGGGUGCUGUGACACGUGCUAAAGAUAGUCUGCAGCAAGCAACAACAAAACCUCCAAUACCUGGAAUACCUGGUGUUGGCUUGUCUGCUCAAAUGCCUGACGCUCUACUAUCGAAACCUCGUACUGAUAAUGACCUUCAAUGGGAAACUAUUGUUGGCAGAGUCCUCUCGCGAAAACUAAUUGUUCAAGAUCUCAAUUUUGAAGAAUUAGAUGAACGAGAUGAUGCAAAUAUCAUGGGUUUUACAAUUGGUGCUCGGCCAGGCUUUCCUCCUGCGCCGCCAAUGAUGAAUAGCGGUGGAGGUCCUCCUCUCCCUCCACCACCACCAAUGAUGGGAGGUGGUGGUCCACCUCCGCCGCCGCCUCCUCCACCGAUGAUGGGAGGUGGUGGUCCACCGCCGCCGCCGCCGCCACCUCCUCCAAUGGGUGGUCCACCACCUCCACCUCCAUUCAUGCCCAGAGGUAUGGCACCACCACCACCACCACCACCAAUGGGUAUGAGCAACGGCGCCACUCCAGCACCACCGCCACCCAAGGCACCAAUAAUCAAUAAAUCUGUCAAAACUAUACGUUUACACUGGCGUGAAACAGUUCCGAACCCAACACCUAAUCCAUCGGUUGGUGAUGAUACUCUAUGGACAUCAAUGACUCACAUUAAAUUAGAUACGGAUAAAUUAGCGCAAUUAUUCGAAGUCAAACAAACUGAAGUCAAAAUUAAGAAAGGUAACGAUGUGAAAAAAGAAAUUACCGUGCUGGAUACAAAACGUUCAAAUGCAAUCAAUAUUGGUUUAACCGUAUUACCCACACCACGAACAAUCAAAGCUGCUAUUCUAAAAAUGGACAGCAGUGUUAUUAACAAAGAGGGCAUUGAAAAAAUAUUGACAAUGCUUCCAACUGAAGAAGAGAAGAAUCAAAUCAUCGAAGCUCAAAUGGCUAAUACAGAUAUUCCACUAGGCAAUGCUGAACAAUUUCUACUAACACUCGCAUCUAUCGUUGAACUCGAAGCUCGACUUAAACUCUGGCUGUUUAAACUCGAUUUUGAUAACGUUGAACUGGAAAUUGCUGAACCAUUGAUGGAUUUGAAAGUUGGAAUCAAAAGUCUGAAGGAAAAUGUUACACUUCGACGUAUAUUGGAGGUUCUUCUUGCUGUUGGCAAUUAUCUCAAUGGCACCGAAUCGUUUGGUUUUCAACUUGAUUAUCUUUCCAAAGUUGUCGAAGUGAAAGACACCACUCACAAACAUUCGUUACUCUAUCAUGUCUGCAAUAUCGUUUGUGAAAGAUAUCCAGAAACAAGUGAUCUCUAUUCUGACAUGGGACAAAUCACGCGAUGUUCAAAAGUGGAUUUUGAUGAACUUGAACAAAAAUUAACUAAAGUCGAAAACGAUUGUCGAGCUGCGUUCGAUCAUCUACGAGCAAUCAGUAAACAUGAAACACCACAAGUGAAAACAAAAGAAGUACAUGGUAAAAUAUUAUAUGUCACAAUGGCGGAAUUCUUGACUGAUUGUGCCGAACGCAUCUGUCUACUGAAACUUAUCCAUCGUCGUGUCAUAAAUCGUUUCCAAAAGUUUCUCGUUUGGCUCGGUUAUCCUCGCGGAUUGAUUCCAAAUACAAAAAUAACACCAUUUUGUAAAAUACUCAGUGAAUUUGCACUUGAAUAUCGCACAACACGUGAUCGUAUAACUACGCAAAAACAAAAGAAACAAACACGAGCUGAACGAAAUAAAACAAGUGGCAAAUUGAUCACAGAAAUUAUUCCAGAGAAGAGUGGUUUACUCAAACAUGCUAUACCUAAUGAUUCUCGAACAGAUGACGAAGCUGAAUUUAUUUAUCAACGUGCUGCCGAGAAGACCAAUCCCACCAAUAAUCGCAUGAACAACGAUCUAUCAGCUCGUCGACCAUCGACGGGAACGAAGCCACAAGGAAAUCAACCGAGUGUAGCAGGUGGCUUAGCAGCUGCAGUCAACAGUGCGUCGAGACAAGAAACAAUGAUGCCUGGCCAUCGAUUACGAGAAAAAGCUACUGGUAAUCCAUUGAAAAAACCUGCUGUACAAUCUCCAUCGACAUUAAGUGUAAAACAAUCGGCUAACCCGAAUGAAACUGAUGCAUUUGAUACAAGUGAUGAACUGCUUGAUGAUCUUGUUAAAAAUGCAACGCUAACCGCAUCGAGAGAUGCUCUUAAACAGCGUAAAACCGCACGAUAUGGUGCUCAACGACGUUCGCUACGCCGGACACUACAUCUUGGUUUAAAUGAAGAAGAACGUGCUGAAGUACUUGGUGCUGGACAAAACUAA